CGAUUUCGUGAAUCCAAAAUUUUGAGUCUUUUUAGGUUUCUUUUUUAUUUCUAUGUUUUCGCUUCGUCUCUCCAUUGUUCUUCUUCUUCUUUUGUAAUAAAAAAUGGCGAUUAGAUCCUCUGGGAGGAAACUGUCGUUUGAGAUUCUCAGCCGAAGCAGCUCCUUUGAGAAUGAUGAUACACUUCUUCAAUCAUCAAUUCGCCGAUCUAGCUCAGAUCCGAUUACGCGAAACGACGCUGUUGAAUCACCUAAACGAAAGAGAUCGAAGAGAAAGAAGAAGAAGAACAACAACAAAGUCGAGACUAUUUUAGAGGAUGGCGAGUCUCAUUCAACGAUCGUGGAGGGUUCAAGUUGUGAUUUUGGAGAGACUAGUACGAUGUUUGAGAACAGAUUGAAUUACUAUGGGGGUGGUAGUGGUGGUGGCUGCGUUGUGACGCUAUUGGAUGGGCAAACUGUACAUCAUAAUGGGUUCAAUUUUGGUGAGUUGAGGCAGAGGAAUGUUAAUGGGAGUAUUGAUAGUAGUAACGACGAGCGAUGGAGUGAUACUGUGAGUUCUGAUAAGAAGUUGUAUAUGGACGAGACUAGUGCGGAGCUAAGCACUUCUGAGAAUCCACCGUUUCAAGAAGUGCAGCAUCAGUUUCCAAGAAGUGAGAUCAAUGGGGAUGCGGUGAGGAGGUUAGAUACUGAAGCUUCUUUGGAUUGGAAACAGCUUGUGGCGGAUGAUCCUGAUUUUCUUUCUGCUGAGACGAGGUCACCUAUGGCAUACUUUAUGGAGGAAAUUUAUGGUGGGAUCUCAUUGCGGAGCACAACCACUCCUGGGAAUGAUAUCGAACGCGAAAGGAUAUAUGAUACAAUCUUCCGCUUGCCAUGGCGAUGUGAAGUGCUUAUAAAUACUGGCUUUUUUGUCUGCGUCAACUCAUUUCUGUCAUUGAUGACAGUCAUGCCAAUAAGAGUCCUGCUGAUAUUCUGGGAUACUUUUAAGAAAAGGCAGUUCAGGAGGCCCUCCUCGUCAGAGCUGUCUGAUCUUGCUUGUUUUCUAGUUUUGGCUUCUGGUACCAUUCUUCUCGGGAGAACAGAUAUCAGCCUUAUUUACCACAUGAUUCGUGGUCAAAGUACUAUUAAACUAUAUGUGGUUUAUAAUAUCUUAGAGAUAUUUGAUAGACUUUGUCAAAGUUUCUGUGGAGAUGUAUUUGGGGCACUAUUCAGUUCUGCAAAAGGAGUGGCGAUUUCCCCUCCUGAAAAAUUGAGAUUUUCGACUUGGAGAUUUGUUUCUGACCUAGCAUUAACUAUGGCUGCCUCAAUUCUCCAUUCAUUCAUUUUAUUAGCUCAGGCAAUUACGUUGUCAACAUGUAUUGUUGCUCACAACAAUGCCUUGUUGGCUCUCCUGGUGUCAAAUAACUUUGCUGAGAUCAAAAGCAGUGUCUUUAAGCGUUUCAGCAAGGACAACAUUCAUGGUCUAGUAUAUGCGGAUUCAAUAGAGAGAUUCCACAUAGCGGCCUUCUUGGUGUCUGUUUUGGCUCAAAAUAUUCUCGAAUCUGAAGGUCCAUGGUUUGGAAACUUUAUCUCCAAUGCUACGACGGUCUUCUUCUGUGAGAUGAUGAUAGACAUCAUCAAGCAUUCGUUUCUUGCCAAGUUCAAUGACAUCAAACCUAUAGCGUACUCCGAGUUUCUUCAAGCUCUCUGCGAGCAGACUUUGAACAUUCGCCCGGAAGAUAGAAAGACAAAUCUCACAUUCGUUCCCCUUGCACCUGCUUGUGUGGUGAUCCGGGUACUGACUCCAGUAUACGCAGCACACUUGCCGUACAGUCCUCUCCCAUGGAGAAUGCUGUGGAUGAUCAUCUUAUUUAUCAUAACAUAUAUAAUGCUGACAAGCCUCAAAGUUCUCAUUGGCAUGGGACUAAGGAAACAUGCAACUUGGUACAUUAAUAGAUGCCGACGAAGAAACUCCUCCCAUCUACACAAUGAUUAAUACUUGAUAGAGAAAAAAAAAACACAACUUGGAGUGAAGAAGAAACAUUUCGUCAGCAGAUGAAGUUUGAAGGAACAAAAGAAAGAUGGAGCAACCGUGGGAUCCAAUUUACAACCUUGUUUUGAGAUCAUCUCUGUGAUCUCAUCUCAUCAUACACAUGGUAAAUAUUUUCAGAUGAAGCGAUUUUGUUGUGGUUUAGGCAUAUAUAUGUACAAAAGAAAGAGACCUCAUUAUUGAUCAUUUGAUCACAAAAUAGCCAAAAUACUCUUUUUGUACUCUUCUUUUUGUUUUUUUUUUGUUCACAAGAUAGUUAAAAAAAAGUCA
Capsella rubella is the source of this 2293-nucleotide messenger RNA. Its product is annotated as protein POLLEN DEFECTIVE IN GUIDANCE 1. Gene Ontology annotation, biological process: maintenance of protein localization in endoplasmic reticulum. The coding region runs from base 104 to 1969 and encodes 621 amino acids. Gene Ontology annotation, cellular component: endoplasmic reticulum membrane. The record is from RefSeq and is a predicted model, not a curated record. NCBI's taxonomy places the organism in Eukaryota, Viridiplantae, Streptophyta, Magnoliopsida, Brassicales, Brassicaceae. The transcript has 11 exons.